GAGAACGUAGCUUGCACAAAAUCAGCGUAAAAAGCAAUUUUAGAAAAUGGCGUAUCUUGAAGACGAAGUCAAAAUUCUUUGGAACGUCCACUAAACAUAUCCAACUAACCAUCUAUCAACUAGCGAACGUUAGAAAUAGUAUCGAGCAUCCUUUUCGGAAUAGCAUGGCAGGAAAAGGCUGGAUAGACCGUUUUUUAACCCGUUAUCGAGACGAGAUCGUUUUACUGACACCAACAGACGCUUCAGCUGCCAGAACACUCGGCUUCGACAGAGAAAAUAAUGCAGGCGAGAUGGGGCUUUUACCGCUGUACAGUCAAAAGUAUCAAAAGUUGUUGGUCUUGAGGGGAAAAAAGUCAAAUGGCCAACUUAACGGCAGCAGAACGUGGUGCAUCGAUAACAGUUACGCGCUGUAUGAAAGCGGCAGAAAACUUUGCGCCACUUAUGAUCAUUUUUCCGAGGAAAAAUGAGAAUAAAUUACUUACGAAGGUGACACUGUGCGAAUCGUUCGGCACAUAUCAUCCGUCUGGCUGGAUUCGAACACCACCCUUCACACAACGGAUCCAACGCUUCG
Messenger RNA from Bombus impatiens (common eastern bumble bee), 571 nucleotides. RefSeq lists its product as uncharacterized. The record is from RefSeq and is a predicted model, not a curated record. The coding region runs from base 165 to 467 and encodes 100 amino acids. Lineage: Eukaryota; Metazoa; Arthropoda; Insecta; Hymenoptera; Apidae. The transcript is spliced from 2 exons.